CAAACGUCAGUCGUGAUACGCGGCCCGCUUACACGGUUGUCCAAUCAAUCAUUCCAAAUAACAGAACACAUCUAUUUUGUUUCGAACUUUUUGAACGCAUAUUUAAAAACAAAAAGCCGCAAGUUCUUUUGUUUUUGAACGCACUUCUCACAACAGUCGAGAGGCGGCAUCAUGUCUCGUUCGUUUACAAACUUUUGAACACAUUUUAAGAGUAAUAAAAAGGCGGGAACGACGUUUCUGAAUUUAUUUUGUUUUUGGUUUUGAAUUUUAAUUCGUUUAAUUUAUUGAGUUUGUGUUUGGAUUUCAAUGUUUGAUCGAUGAUCAAAAUGAAGACACUCAGCAUUUCAUUUUUGUUGGCGAUAAUUUCAGCGUUGUUUGUAAAAGAAUGCUUCACUUGCUUCACAUACAAUGAAUUCGUCGGUUCAAAGAUGUGGAAGUCCGGGGACUCGUUCUACAGUGAAUGUGUGUGUGAACAUCCAGUACUUGCCAAGAAAAAUCUCAAAUGGCUAGGCCCUAACGACCAAGAGAUCGUAGAAUCGGGACCAGGAAAAGCAAAAGUGUACACGGAAUGGAAAGGCAAUACUCUUAAUCUUCACAUAGCGAGUCUUAGCAAACCGUUAAGCGGAAUAUACAAAUGUGUAUCAGAGGGAAUGAACAGGCAACGUUAUACUAUAUCGCAAAAAAUUGAAGUUUACGAUCCUUUAUACUUUGUUAAUGCAAAUGCUACCCAAUAUCUGAUAAAAGGUCAGGAUUCGCUUAUAACAUGCGAAGCUAGAGCUGAUAGUAAUCCUGAAAUAACUUGGAGUAAAGGCCAAGAUGAUGAAGAAAUAACGGUCAAUAACAAGUAUGACAUCAUACAAGUGGGUUUGGUAAUAAAAAAUGUUACGGAAGAUGAUGCAGGAACGUAUCGGUGCAAAGCACAAGUUUUAGAUACUGGUGAAAACGUCGACAGAUAUAUCAAAGCUGAGGUGAUGAAGGUUCCUGUAGUGAAAGAAAUUUCUGCAAAUCCCAACAACGUCCUUGUAGAAGGGAAACCACUGACGUUAGACUGUUUAGCAGAUGGACUUCCUCUACCAUCCUAUAUUUGGAGAAAAUUCCCAAAUCAUGCUGGCUCAAUCAAAAAUGUCACGUGGCAUCAAGAUUUCAGUAAAAUUGUAUUUAAGAAUAUAACAGAAGAAGAUCGUGGUGUUUACCAGUGUACUGCACAUAAUAAAGCUGGGGUGACCGCAAAGAAUAUCACUGUAGAGGUUCACACUAAACCAAGGAUAUCAAAGUUUAAAAACAUAACAGUUGCGGAGGGGUCACCUGCGACCAUCAAAUGUGCAGCUACAGGCAGGCCUAGACCUGAUGUCAUCAUACUUUACUAUGGAGAUGAACCGGCGCAGCCAGUAUUUAGAAACAAGAGUUCGGAAAAUUCUAUGGAUAUCGUUUUAACAUUCGACAAAAUCGAAAAGUUCCACGAAAGAAUUUAUUACUGUAACGCAAGUAAUGAAGUUGGUUUCACAGUAGAGAAGAUGUAUUUGAAAGUUCUACAUAAGCCACAUUUUAAGAAUCCUGAAGAAAUGGUAUGGGCAUGGGACGAAAAAACUGUGAACCUAAGUUGCGAACACGAAAGUCAACCUCCUGCCAUAGUGAUGUGGAGUUUUAAAGGAAAUUCAGACUUGGCGCCUGAAGAAAAAAUAAUGGAAGUAAACCAACUAUGGUCAGCUAAAAUAAGCAAGACUACUGAACACUAUAUAAAGUUGAAACCUGUUAAAAACUUCCUCUAUGGAACUUACGAGUGUAUAGCCAAGAACCAUCUCGGAAGUGCCAAGAAAGUAAUACACGUCAAAAAGGGAUUCAUACCACCGCCAAUGGGACAUGUUCAAAUUAGUGAUAUAACAGCAUCGUCAGUCACUUUCGAACUAACUGCUCCCGAGAACACAGGACCACCGGUAAUAGGCUUCAAAGCAGAAUAUGACACAGAGCUAAACUAUAACAUUACCAAUAUCCACUUGAACAGAACUUGGGCCAUAGGAAUCCCGUAUAAAAUUGACAAACUGGAGAAAAUGACCAGAUAUUUCAUAAGAUUCGCGGCGAUAAACGAAGUUGGUACGGGACCUUUAGGGCCUUUCCUGCAAUUUGAUACUCCUGGCAAAUCGGUUCCAGAACCCCCAACGUGGGAGAAUGAAGCGGAUUUAACUGAGGUACCUCUGCAAAAUAAAAUAUUAAAAAUAAAAGCUCCUGAGGAUAAUGGAGACCUUAUAGAUUAUUACGUCAUUAAAUAUUGUCCGGAGGGAACUGAAUCAAAUUGUACAGUAAAAGUAAUCCCACCAACAACAAAUGUAGCAUUAGAUGACCUGAGUGAAAACACGACGUAUCUUCUAGAGAUGGUGGCGCAUAAUUCCGUCGGCAACUCGACGCCUACGCGACUUGAGUUUACCGUUGAAAUGAUGGAAGAUUUAGCUCAACGGAUGACGAUGUCGGCUGGAGAGAUUGUUGGCAUCGCAAUAGCAGUUGUGAUACUAUGCAUCGUACUGUUAGACAUACUACUCCUGGUCACUAGGAAGAAAGGAAUGAUUGCCACUUGUUGUUUUAAGAAAAAUAAGAAGAAGAAAGAAGCAAAUAAACAAUCCAGAGACAAGAAAGGGCUGUUGAAAGACAAUAGCGAAACAACAGAUACACUGAAGAGACCAGACAAUGGACAUAAAGAAUACGAAUAUAAUAAGUCCACGGGAGUCAUAACUGGGAAACACUCGGCUGUAUAGAGGGGAUUGAAGGGAAUGUCGAACUAUGAAUGCAUUGAGGCACACCUCUUUUCAUUAUCUGUGAAGUACAAUAAUAUUAAUUUGCAUUGGAAAAACCCCGUAAUUAAAUUUUGUAAGGAGCAAAGUCGGAUGAUCGAACUAGAUGUGCUGGACGUACGGACUAGAUGGCCAACCUGAAGUUGACCAAGGCCCAUGAACGCCCUACACCGAGGGGGUGCUGGUCGCCGCAACAGGGAAAUAAAAAUGCUUCUUACAAUUCUUGAUACUAAUGAGGAGCGAGGCACCGCAGGAGAGCCCGGAGACGUCGAGUAUGCGCGCGCGAUAGGAACCAACUGACCCGAUUGCUAGGAAAUGACUUCCUUUUAUACAAAUGACGUACCUAUUCCACUCCUGGGUGUGCCUCACUUCUCCGAUUCUUUAUUUUCACUAUCAGUUAGACACAUUUUCUCUUAUAAUUAUUUUUCCAAUAAGAAUAUUCGAACAAAAACUAUCUUAAUUCAAUGAUCCUUAGCUUUCCUAAUCAAUAUACAUCAUAAAUAGUGUUUCUCUUUAAAAAUAUUUCAGUAAUCUAGAAUUUUCAUUACUAUUUGGGGCAAAGUCCCUUAAAAAUGGAUCAUUUUUCCUAUGUAUCUCUCUGGGUUAAUAAAAAACAUGAACAAAAUAAGUUUUAUUAAAAGGUACAUACUUAAAUCUACACGUAACAACAUUAUUUCAGGUGAUAAAAUAUAAAAAACAAUAAUUAUCAAACAAAACCUUACAACUCUAAGUGAAAAUGAUACAAAAAUAACCCAAAAACAAAACUUAAUCAAAAUCAUUUUCCUCCAAUCACAAGUUCUAUAGUCUGUCCUGCUCUUUAAGUCCUUUUUUAUCACAAUUCUUUGUCCUUAUUUCGCAUUGCGUCUCGCUCUAACACAUACUAAAUGAAGAUAACAUGAUUUCCUAACAAAUUUUCACUUUUAAUUGUUUAUUCACAUAAAUUACACCAUAAUGUCUUUCACAAAAAAUAAAAAAGUCAAUCAUCGCGAACAUUUCUCCCGCCGUGCAGAGUCCGGAUUCGUCGGGGCUCUGCAGUCUUCUUCUGCGUGAGCGAUCAUUUUGGUAGCAAUACCAACUUCUUAACCGGACUUUUUAGAAGUCCACCGGCUGUGCGGACCUCUACUGUGCGUACGACGUUGUCAGCGCCCGGGUAGACUGCAACCACGAGGCCUCGCGGCCACGUGUUGCGCGGAAGCUGUCCAUCUACUAUCAGGACUGGGUCCCCGAGUUGUAUGGAAGGACCCCGGCCAUGUGGCUCCCGCCGGUAUUGUAGCUCUGGCAAAUAUUCUUUUAGCCACCUCUUCCAAAAUAGAUCGGCUAAGUAUUGAGCUCUCCUCCAUUGUAGUUGAUGGUCUAUAUCCUUUUCGGUGAAAGUCCCGGGCAGUGGGACACGAGCAGAACCACCCAACAGGAAGUGGUUAGGUGUGAUGGCUUCGUCAUCUGUGGCUUCUACCGACACAUGCGUGAGAGGUCGGCUAUUCACGGAGUACUCUACCUCACAGAGCAGAGUAGCGAGGACCUCUU
Molecule: messenger RNA, 4307 nt
Organism: Pectinophora gossypiella (pink bollworm)
Lineage: Eukaryota; Metazoa; Arthropoda; Insecta; Lepidoptera; Gelechiidae
Product: fasciclin-2-like
Exons: 16
Coding region: 318-2747 (809 amino acids)
Biological process (GO): cell adhesion
Cellular component (GO): membrane; neuron projection
Molecular function (GO): protein binding
Source: RefSeq, a predicted model, not a curated record